GUGGUAGGGCAGAAAUGGAGGACUCGAAAGACUUGUGUGAUGAUCGCUGAAUACAUUCAAUGUUUUACCCAUUUGAUGGGGAAAGUAAUUUGAUUUAAGGGAGACAUGAGCAAAUAAAAGUAUGUUUUACAAUGAAGAAAGUGUCAGGAAUUGUUACCAAGCCUGCGGAAAAGCUGGAAUCGGACAAAGCUAAGCGUGUUUACAGAGCAGCUCUUGAUAUUAUCCGUCGCCUAGAUGACAUCAUCAAGCAAAAGAAGGCAUACAGGGAUGUAUUCCUACCUGAAGCUAUUGGCUUACGAAAUAGGUUGAAGGACUACUGUGAGCGGCUAAUGUUCUAUGAUCCAGUAGAGUAUGGAAGGAAGGCAGAAGAACUGUUGUGGAGGAAGGUGUAUUAUGACAUCAUUCAGCUGAUGAAACAGAAUAGAAGGACUACUCGUUUGAGCAAUGCUAUAGAGAGUGCAUUUAGGACCCAUCUGUCAUCAGCAACAGGUUACUAUCACCACUUACUGUUCAGGCUACAAGUAGAGUUUGGUCUCAAGUUGGAAGGAAUUGUAGACUUUCAUUAUGUGCCAGAACCAAGAUCAUACAAGAAAAAUGCCCUAAGCAAAAAGAAUGACCAGGAUACAAAAAGGAUUGAAACUUGGGCUACCAGAGCUUGCCAUAGGUGCCUGGUUUAUCUAGGGGACAUAGCUCGCUAUCAACAAGAGUUUGAUGGGUACCGAAGUGUGAUAUUAUCUCGCCGCUACUAUUAUCAGGCACUUGCAAUGUUCCCUGACAUAGGUGUACCUCACAAUCAACUUGGCACCCUGGCUGGGACAUCUUACUGCAAUAUAGUGGCAGGGUACCAUUACCUGAGAUGCCUGAUGUGCUCCAGCACAUUUGAAGGUGCUCAUAGCAAUGUGAACAGGUUGUUUGAGAAAAACAGGAAAAGAUAUCAAGAAGUUAUCAGAGUCUCUCCAAGAGGUUUACCUCCUGUGCACCAGAGACUAAAGGCCAUUAAAAGGUGCUUAGUGAGAUUUAUGCAUUUGCUGGACACUUUGCAAAAUGUUACUCAAAGUGAUCCCAAGGAACUCCAGGAAUACUGCCAGAACACCCUGCAGGACUUCAACCUGUGUAUGUUCUAUACACCCCAGAGCAGCAUGGCAGAUGACAUGUAUGUGGAGAAACCCCAGUACCUGUCUGAUGAUUUGGUUUUCAAGAUUGUCCUCAUGACAAUGAUAUCAAUUUAUCAACUGCAGCAAACAGGUUCAAAACAAGUGACAGCUGCCAUUGCAUUCAACCUUGCUCUCUUCUCUCAUAUACUGAACCACGCUGUAAUAAGACUCCAAACUGCAUUAUAUGAAGCAGAGAAUCCAAGAAAAGUGCUAGAAUUGGAAGAUGAUAUUCUUACAUCAUCAAGUGAGGAGGAUGUGCCUUUAGCAGAUGAAAAGAGAAAUGCCGUAGCAGGAGAAAAUGUUGAUGAUGGAAACCAUGAAAAUAAGACAGACAUAAAAUCAAAGAAUAAGAAAAGCAAACUUGCUAAAAUGCGCAGAAGGAGAAGAAGGGACAGCGACCAGAACGACCUUGACAGUGUUUCCACUGACUCUGACCUUAGUGAAGGUGGAGACAGCUCUGAUCUGAUGACAGAUUCAGAUGAAGAUGAUGACCUCCAGUAUUUGGACUCCAGUUCCUCCCAAAGUGACCAUGAUGACCUGAUGGAGAGCCAGGAACUGCCCCCUGGAUUUGCUUUGAAAGGACUGUCAGACAAGGAUGACAUUUGGGCUAAAUCUGUAAUACCAGAGGAGACUGUGUCUACAGGAGAAAAUUCUGGAAAUGAUGAUUACCAAGCGACCUCUGUUCCAAAUGGCUACACAUUGGCAACUGAAGCAGGGGAGUUUAUGCUAGAUUCUAGUGUCACAGACUAUCUAAGUAACUUUUCUUCUGACUUUUUACUGUCAUCAGCAAGUUUACCUGAUCCAUUUUGGUCUUUGAAGUUUGGACAUUUUGGUGCAUCUCAAAAUGGCGCAGAUGAACAUGUCUGUCAAGAAGUUGCCCAGGGGAAGAAACAAGUCCGAGUUCCACCAGGUUUUGAUCAGGACCCUGAAACCAAGCAUGUCGUAGAGAUAACAGAGAAGUUAGCUGCAUUUGUCAUAGACACGGAUACAGACACCAGCAUGUUGGCCACAGACACUGAGAAUGGCAGUGAUAGUGAGACAGUGCAGAGUGACAAAGGAAGUGUCAUUGACAACUACCUUUUGAGGUUUUUUAAGUCUGAACACAUUGCACCAAGAUUUUUAGGCAGCAUUAGAAAGGACAGAUUCAGAUUGGUUGAAUCCCCUGAGUUUUCUGGUUCAAAACAAGUGACAGCUGCCAUUGCAUUCAACCUUGCUCUCUUCUCUCAUAUACUGAACCACGCUGUAAUAAGACUCCAAACUGCAUUAUAUGAAGCAGAGAAUCCAAGAAAAGUGCUAGAAUUGGAAGAUGAUAUUCUUACAUCAUCAAGUGAGGAGGAUGUGCCUUUAGCAGAUGAAAAGAGAAAUGCCGUAGCAGGAGAAAAUGUUGAUGAUGGAAACCAUGAAAAUAAGACAGACAUAAAAUCAAAGAAUAAGAAAAGCAAACUUGCUAAAAUGCGCAGAAGGAGAAGAAGGGACAGCGACCAGAACGACCUUGACAGUGUUUCCACUGACUCUGACCUUAGUGAAGGUGGAGACAGCUCUGAUCUGAUGACAGAUUCAGAUGAAGAUGAUGACCUCCAGUAUUUGGACUCCAGUUCCUCCCAAAGUGACCAUGAUGACCUGAUGGAGAGCCAGGAACUGCCUCCUGGAUUUGCUUUGAAAGGACUGUCAGACAAGGAUGACAUCUGGGCUAAAUCUGUAAUACCAGAGGAGACUGUGUCUACAGGAGAAAAUUCUGGAAAUGAUGAUUACCCAGCGACCUCUGUUACAAAUGGCUACACAUUGGCAACUGAAGCAGGGGAGUUUAUGCUAGAUUCUAGUGUCACAGACUAUCUAAGUAACUUUUCUUCUGACUUUUUACUGUCAUCAGCAAGUUUACCUGAUCCAUUUUGGUCUUUGAAGUUUGGACAUUUUGGUGCAUCUCAAAAUGGCGCAGAUGAACAUGUCUGUCAAGAAGUUGCCCAGGGGAAGAAACAAGUCCGAGUUCCACCAGGUUUUGAUCAGGACCCUGAAACCAAGCAUGUCGUAGAGAUAACAGAGAAGUUGGCUGCAUUUGUCAUAGACACGGACACAGACACCAGCAUGUUGGCCACAGACACUGAGAAUGGCAGUGAUAGUGAGACAGUGCAGAGUGACAAAGGAAGUGUCAUUGACAAGAAUGAGGAAGAACAAAAGAGAUUAGAGCGCAUGAUAGAUGUUAUAGCAAGGGAAGGAUUGCUGCCCACCAUCAAAAUAUUCUGUGACUGGAUGAAGUGCCAUCCACACAUUGUAACUGCUUGUGCACAGAGUUCACAAAGUUUGUGGUCUAGACUCUCUGUUUUACUAAAUCUGCUUCCAGUUGAAACAAAUAUUGCAACAGCAGAAAUCUGUGAGAAUGCUGAGGUCCGUAGCAUGGUGGAGAAGGCACAGGGAAGAACCUGGGUCCAGGUACAGCCACUGGAGGAGGACCUGAACACCCAGGGAUUGUCUUUCUUGAAAGGCACACAAAAAACCAUGGCCUUUGAUGUGAGGAAAAGAAUGGACAUCACUGAGAAAGAAGAGGCUUUGAUUAGAAUCUGCUGCUUACGUAAGUUUGGUUACAACAUGGCCAAGAUGAAGAACAUCAGCCUGUCUUAUGAUCCAGAAAAGGGAAUGUUCUAUGGCCCUCUGCAACUGGCAGCCCAACAGGACCAGAAAGAAGCACAGGAGAAAAUGGUGGAUGCUGAGACAAAACGCAACCAGCUCAUGAGAGACAUGGCACAACUCCGACUACAGGCAGAGGUGAGCCAGUUGGAGGGUUCCCUGCAGUCCUCAGACCAGCAGCCUAGUUUCCCACUCUACCUGGUCCCUGAUACCUCAGUGCUGUGUGAGAAACUCACUCUACUCAGGCAGAUGAAUAACAGCGCCAGGUUUAUCAUCAUUAUACCAUUGGCAGUGAUUGAUGACCUUGACCAUCUGAAGAAAGAGAGCCAUGGAGCUAGAGAAGCCAUACGUUGGUUAGAGGCAGAAUUCCGUAAAGGAAAUAGAUAUGUGCGUGCCCAAAAGAACAACGAGCGCUGUUCCAAUGCAGUGCCAAGGCACAUCAAAAAGAAAGACAAGGAUGCCUGGCACUUCAUUCAGUUGGUGGACUGCUACAAAUACAUGGCACAGCAAAGCACUGAAUGUGACCCUAAGGCAAUGGUGGCAAUCUUAACCAAUUACAACCUGAGUAACAGCGAUGUACCACCUCGAGUACAACAAGCUAUCACCACGGCACAGCAAGAAGGCAUUGACAUUCAAAAUGUAGAUGACUUUCAUGCAAAGUGGAAAGAGCUUUGGAAGAGCAAAGGCUGAGACCCAGUAGAUCUUUGGCCAGACAGGCAUUGGGUCUUUCUUGAGGAAAACAACCACUAGAGGGAGUGGUAUGCUAAAAUGCUCCAGGUGAUAGAUGGUCACACAGAGACAAGGUGCAAUUACUUCACACACUAACUCAAUCAGGUUAUUUGGUAGAUAUUGAUAUGAAAAUUUGGAGAUUGACACCUAGAACAUUUAUUGUUUUUCUCUGUGACAGGUUAAAACGCAAUACCUGCAGCUAACGUGUGAUGUAUCUCAUAAAAAGAGCACUGUGCAAAUAUAAAUGCUGUUUGAUAAUGAGACAAUAUUGUUUCUUAUGCUGAAGAUCUAUGGAUAUAACAUGCCUGAUGUGAUAAAUACUGGUUAUAACUUUAAAUAUUGGGAAGUUUUAUAACUGCAACUUGGCAUCUUUUGCUUUAGAUAUAUUAGAAUGUGUCUUCUUUUUUUUUUCGUUUCAAUACAUAAACAGUAUAUAAAGGUGUUCUGCUGCAAGUGAUAAAAGGCUUCAUUUUUUCCGAAAUUCAGAAAAAGUAAUGAGGAAUACAGUCAAAGUCUUUGUUCUCCUAAAUAAAUAAAAUUGAUAUUAUCGGAAGAAGUUACUGAAGAUUGGUUUCUUUUAAAAAUGAAUUCUCCAAAUUAAUAAAAACAAGAAAAAGAAAUGGCUUCCUCAACAGCAUGAGAACCAUAAUUCAUUGUAGCUGAAAAUCUGUGAAAAAUCAAAAAGUCAGCCUCAUGUACUCGGACAUGUAACUUCUACAAAAUAUGCAUAAGAUACAUUUGUUAUACUUGGAAAGUGGAUGUACAUCGAAGAAAAGAUUCAAUUUAACUCGAGGCAAAUAACUUACCAUUUUUGUCAGAAUUACCUGACGAUUGCCAUAUAGAAAUUGUAAUCCAAUAUCUUUUUGACUGUGAAAUAAAAUUGAAACUGAAUGAUACGAU
This is a messenger RNA of Lingula anatina, 5405 nucleotides long. Its product is annotated as nonsense-mediated mRNA decay factor SMG5. Gene Ontology annotation, biological process: nuclear-transcribed mRNA catabolic process, nonsense-mediated decay. Gene Ontology annotation, molecular function: telomerase RNA binding; telomeric repeat DNA binding; protein binding. The record is from RefSeq and is a predicted model, not a curated record. Gene Ontology annotation, cellular component: telomerase holoenzyme complex. NCBI's taxonomy places the organism in Eukaryota, Metazoa, Brachiopoda, Lingulata, Lingulida, Lingulidae.